AAUUAAAAUUUUUCGUAGGUAAUUCUUGCAUUUGACAAGAAAUCGAUUUGGAAAGGUUGUGCACGUGCUCUAUUUAUCGAGCUUUUUUUUUGCAAUCGUAAAGAUCGUAGAAUGAGGUAUUGAGUUUAGAAGGGUGCGACGUUGAAUGAAAAAGUCCCUCCCCUCCAUUCAAAAUAUCGGCAUACUCCAUGUUGAUAUCGAAGAGGAACGUGAGCCAAUAAAGAUUGUCAGCUGGCCGUGUCAUCGAAAUAAAACGAGGAGAAAACCUUAGACUUUAUCUACGCUUGCGUAAUACUCGGCGAUUGGGUGUUGCGUAACGGACCGCUUAAUCCGUCACCGAUUGAUCGUCCAAGAAACACUUACAAGCAACAAUAUCGUACGGAUAUCGCGAAUCCUUCUCCGUUGUUCUCCUUUCGAUGAUGUAACCUUGAUUAUAAUGCUUCUAAUAGAGGUGUUUUCCAGUCCCGGUCAAUGCGUUAUUCCUUUCCUACACUACGCGGAUCGCCGUCGAUGAAAUCGUUUGUAAAGUUUAGCAACCGAUUACGCGUUAAUUUGCAAGAAAAAUCAAAUGGAAAGCACCCAUGGAACCUUCAAAAUGCGGCAUUUUUAGAUGAGUUUGAUCAAAGCGAACGUACGAGUUAACGCGGCACGCGUAUUUCGUGACACGAAAGAAAUUUCUGUGUCGGACCGAAUCAUCGACGGCGGGAAUACCUGAUCGCUUUCUCGGUCAUGGGCUAUGACUCAGGAUCACGUUAGAACGUGCGCGCGCGUUCUCUCUGAAUCUGCGUGAGUCGAGAGACAAGGUCUGAUAUAAGAAAGGCUCUUUUCUAUGCGCGUACGCGUAACGUCCUAAAGGAUAUCAAUUAAACGUCACUUUUCGAGUAAUAACGAUUAAACUUAUCGUUGCCACAGAAGGACGCAUUAUGGUCGUCAUAUUACGCGAGGAACUUUAUACCAUAUUUUCCGAUAAGAAUUUUCUAACGAGAAUUAGAAAACGGCUAAAAUAUAAUUUUUUUGAAUUUGAUGAAUUUACGAUAAUUAGUCGAUCGAUUAGAAUGAUCGGUAAGAAUGAAUUGAAUCGAAAUGCGAAAAACGAUUAAAGAGGGAAAAGAUCAGGGAGAGAGAGAAGCACAAGUCGACAAACAGAAUUUUCAAGGCAACCAUCUUCGUCCAUCUUCCUCAGCAGCUUUGCCUUCCGGCGUAUCGUCGACACGUGGACGUGUCUCGAGAUAAUUCGAGUCACGAGUCCGUCUCUUUCCUUCGACGCUUUUGGUAAGAGCUCGCUGUCCGAGCAAUUUCGAAAGUCGUUCGACGAUCGACCACGUCGUCGGCAUUUUCGUCGUUGUCGACGACGUGUCCCUGCUAUCGACGCCUCCCUGCCUGCGUGCCUGCAUUUUCUAUCGUUCCUUGAAACGUACCGAUGUUUAUGGCUGACGUGAUCGGAAAGCCUUCUCUUUCUCCUUCGAAUUAGCAUUUAUCGGCAAGGCAUCCUUUCUUUCUCGGAUCUUUCUACCAACUUGAGUAGUAAUCGCGUCCGACGUAACGAUCAAACGAAUGUAGACCAAGCCGUUUUGAUCGGCUUGGAACAAUCGAUUUAUCGUCGUUGUCUCGAAAUGGAUGUUCCAAAGUUUUCAAGGGUCUUUCGACUAUCGAAGGAGAAAUGAGGCUACUAAAUGAUUACAUCGCGACUACGCGCUUUUGCAUUGCAACGUACUGUAUCGUUUCCUUUCUCUCUCGAGCUUCGCCGUCUGUCACCUGGAAGAUGACAGAGCUAUCGAAGAAUCAUUCCUUCGCGUUGCAACGAGAUUGCGGAACAUCCCGCAAUUCGUCGAUUCGUCGAUUCGUCAAUUCGUCGAUAUUCGCGCUAACAAAUGAAAAAGGAGAAAAUUUCUUGUUCUUCUUCGACGAGAUUGAAUCAGUCGAGUUCGCUAGAUCCGACCGAUUUAACGGAUUAUCUAAAAAAGAAGGCGAAAACAAGAUAAAAUCAUGGCUGACGACUCUUCGGUAUUUCCCGCUUGCUAUCGUUUUAUCUUCGCUUCGACUUUAUUCCGUGGACAACGAUAAACGUGAGCUAUUGUCGUCGAUAAACGACAAUGCCUUUGUUCGUGUGCACGAAUAUUUAACGAAACCAAGUCCGACAACAGGACGUCGAACUGUAAGAAAAAGGUAGAAAGUGGCCCGACGUACGUCGGCGUCGCGUUCUUCCGGCCAAAAUCUAAUUAAUGAUCCAUCCGUUAUCUUUGUGUCGAUAACACACUCAAUUACACUCGUUUUGCAUUCAUGGUAUAUUUAUUUAAAGCACUUGUAAUCCAUUUGUUAAUGUAAACUUUUAGAACCGGAUUGAAUCGGCUGGAUAAAAGGAAAAGAAAACUCGACAGGUCAGAUGGCACGAAUCUUGCGGCGAAAGUUAAAAAAAAUUAUUCGCUCGUUGAUCGGAUCGUCGAUUAACCAUCGACGAUUAACGCUAGUUAGUUUUAUAGACGUGCGCGCGCGCAGACUUUAUUAGUUUCCACGCUUUAUCUUUAUUCGACCAACGAACGCGUUUAUCCUCCCUCGUUAUUAGCGACUUUUUAACUCUUCUUAUCGGAGUCCACAAGGGGGAUUUCUUUUUCUUGCGUCACGUGCCACAAGUCGAGAUUUAUUGGUACAACACGAGGCGUCACGAGAGCUUGACUCGACGGCUCACGAUUAUUUUCAGUUUUCAGCGAAUAAAAGAGCAACCGGAUAUCGACUUGGACUUCGUGCUGCGCUAUUAGUAUCUUUGAUAACGGUGUUCUCUCUCUCUCUCUCUCUCUCUCUCGUUCGAUCGACUCCUUUAUUCGCAGUGAAUAAGGAUGGCUCGUCUUUUGACGGAUCCUUUAUUUUUUAUCCUAACGAGGAACUUGCUUUGCAUGCAUCUACCAUGCAUUAUCCAUACUUUUCCUAUCAGUAAAUAACGUCCUAUCCUAGCUUCCAUUUUUUAACAUUUCUUAAUGUCGAUCAAUACAUUCGGUUUGUAACGAGCGCGUGUCUUGGCCACAAGCCCAAACUAAACGUAAUUUUGUUAGAAUCGAAAUUACUUCCUCGGACGAAUCUUAUUAAGCUACUCUCCUCGCUGUUACCAACAAGACCGAUCGCUCUGUCGUCGAUAUGCACGCGUACCUAAAUACCUAGAUGAUAGCACAAAUGUCCAGUUUCCUCGUAACGUAGAAAAGGACAGCUCGCGUAAAUCUAAGGAUCCCGAAAGCGAGCUUGGCUUUGCUCGAGUGCUUUUUAUAGUUGCUCUUGGCGUCUAUAUCUUUUCGUUCGUCGACGCAGACCGACGUAGUCGUUGGUAUCGUCGUCGGCCGUUCGACGGAAAUAAUAUACAUAUUCCCACUUAUUGCGUCAAGAGCGUUGAACACAGCACGUGUUUACUCGUCCGAUGCGUGCUCCGCUCGUGGCCAUUCUCGGAUUGGAUCGUACAUGUUUAUUCUCGCUAAAGCGAAUUUCAUAGGAGGGUUACCAACGUGACGAUACGACGGUCGUCAUCGACGAACGGGACGUACGUCAAUCGCGAUACAAAGGCUAAUCCGGGAUUAAAGGUAUUCUACGAGAGCGGAUAUUAUCGCGUGAAACGUCCUUCUAGUUUUAUACCUGCUGCACCCUCUCUCGCCUCUUACGCGUUUCUCGUUGCGAGUUUAUAUUUGAGCGAGGCGAGCCGCCGCGCCGGGUCGGGUUAAACGUCCGAAAGGGCCUCUUUCCGCAAUAUCCUUCCGAGCGAUACGUCGGUCAGACUUUCGCGUCAAAUUCUUCGCUUUUUUCUCAAUCCUCUGACGCGUCGUCGAGCCGCUUGGAGCGUCAAGCGGCGAGGCCGGCGGUCCAGCUGUCGCCGAGAGAUCAACAGCUGUCGUCUCGCCCUUUCUAUGAAUUUUAUGUAUGAAUUUUAAACGAAUAACGUCUUCGAGGUCUCGCACAGCGUCGUUAUUCGCGAAUAAUUAAGCAGCGGUGGGAAGAACAUCGAGGCCGAUAGCCGAAUGAUUUUUUUCGCUCCUCGCUUCUUAUCUGUCCAUAUUAAAAAAUUUCACGAUUCUCAUUUUUCAUCCGCGAUUUAUUCCAUCGCGGACGGCGAUUCGAUACCAAUCGUAAGAGGGAUCGCAAUUUUCUGGGAAUCGUGCUUCCUCGUUACGGUUUCGGUACUCUUUUAAUCGUGUUAGAAGGACCAAGAACCACGGCCGAGAUUUGGAGAGUAGAAAUUUAAGGCGGAAGAAAGAAAAAGGAAGAAAAGAAAUGGCCGAUAUCGCCGACUCCUUCGUCCCUUUCGUUUUUUCUCCUCGUCCGCGCGAUCGUAGUUACGCCGUUGUUGCCAUAAACGUGUCCGAGAUCCGGUGACGUCUGGUUAUCGUUUGAAAAACAGCGGGAUCGACUCCUUCUUGAUAAACUCUGAUCAUAAUACGAGAACAUCUUCGCGGACUGGUUAUAACCGGGCAAUGCGAUAUCACGACCUCGUUAAAGCGGUUUCCAUCCUCGUUCGAUUUUAUCGUCUUUUUCUUGCACCAACCGAUUUUUCUUUUUCCUUCGGGGAGUAUUUGAGGUCAAUGUGCGAUUCGUUCUAUUCGCUCGCUGCAAUGUGUGUUCGUAGAUCGCACAUAGGUAUAUGAAUACCCACGUGCACAUAGAGAAACCAUUCCGUGGCCUUUCUUUAUCUUUUGCUUUCGAUCGCGCAAAGAAAUUUAUUAACGAAAUUCAUCAAGGCCGAGUAUUUUAGAAUACCGUUGUACCUUCGUACUCGAGCACUUCGUAUUCGGGUUCACGAGAAGGUAUUACGGGAAAGUGGUGUUGCCAUUGGUGGCGGAUUUGUGCGUUGACGGAUGAACGUUGUCGGAAACGUUGUCAGAAAAGGAGACGUCGUUGAUAUCGGUCGAUCGUUUAAAAACAUUAGCGUCUCGUUUCGUCGGAUUCGUCGGAAUAUCGAUUCGCGAAAUGACAGUAUUUUCUUUCUCGCUGAUAGAGAGAAAGUGCCCGGUUAUUUCUAGUUAGUCGCUUAUCGCGCAUCGAACUUCGAUGACCUUUUCUCUUUGCGACAGAAAAAUCCUCGACGGUGUUUACCAAGCAGUAUAUCGUUUCUCUCACGCGUACGAAGUGACGUAUAAGUAAGACUAGAGAGUAAGUAGGAAAUGGUAGAGACCCCGAAACGUUUAGACGAAUUUCGGGCACGUAGGAGCAAAUCGUACUCGUACGUUAACGCAACGUUCGGCGCAACCCAGACGCGGGACGCGAGACGCGAGGGAACGCCGAACGUACCACCGUCGGCUAUUUUCGUCGAUCGAGUCUCACGUCGACGUUCUUAUUACGAAGUCGGAGAAAGGAGGUGCCCCCUUCGGAAAGAUCUUCUCUAAUUCGGACGAAAGUCCAAGUUUCUCGCAAAGAGUCGGGAAAAGUGCGCCGUAGAUACGCGCGUCCGUAAGUCUCGUCGGCGUAACUAUUCGAGUACGUGUACGCGUACGACGUAUACGUACUCGCGCGUACGUAUGUGCGUAGAUCCAACAACGAUAGGUUCGUUGGCUCACGUGUUGGGCGUAGUGCAUGGCGUUUCCAACACGUGACGUCGGCCCUCCUCGUCAUCACCGAGCGACAUCUCCGUCCGCCGCUAAAGUAACGCGAGCCUCGAAGCCGGCGGAACGCAGUCGCUCUCCUGCCAUUCGUAAAGGAGGACGUUUCCGUGUGACGUACGACAGCCGCUCGUGUCGCUACAGCGCUGGUACUUAUCUUUCGCGCUUAUCCGCACGACGAGCCGUUCGAUUUCCCGGCCAAACUUUGACUUUCGAUAGAUCCUUCUAGCGCUUGGGAAUAGACUCGAUACGCGUGAGUGCGCGUGUGGUGCGUCUGUGGUGCGUUUAAAAGGGAUUAUGUGUCCUGCGAAUGAUAUAUACGGAGACGUAUAGCGCGCUUCCUCUCUCAAGUUCUCUCUCUUACUCGGACGUUGCCUCGUUCUUUCGUCGUUCACGGACAUCUUAUCGCGCAAACGCGACGAUGGUCACGCACAGUAUGGAUAAUAUUUUGAAUAUGCAAUAUUAUCCGGUGUCCAAUCACGUCGACGCGGUACAUUCGCCACCGCCGAGGAAAAGGCGUUGCUUGAACAAGGAGGUAAAUUAUGUUACAUUCGAUCACGUAAAACGAACGGCACGAAACGUCUCGGUACUCGGCGACUUCGGCGCUCCGAAAGUAGACCUAAGGUACCCCUAAGCAAGAUCCGAUGUCGCACAGGAUCAUCGAGAAGCGCAGAAGAGAUCGCAUGAACAAUUGUCUUGCCGAUCUGAGCAGAUUGAUACCCACGGAAUACUUGAAGAAGGGUCGCGGCAGAGUCGAGAAAACCGAGAUCAUCGAGAUGGCCAUACGUCAUAUGAAACACCUGCAAGGCCUUCGACAAGACACGAAGCACGCGACCGUGACACCUGUGCACGCGCACCCCGAAGACAGCGUCGACAGCGUCUCCCAUUCGACCGCGGCCUCGACCGCGGCCGAGCACUACAGACUGGGAUUUCAAGAGUGCCUCAGCGAGACGAUACACUUUCUCAUCGAGAUCGAGGGCUUCUACACGAGGGAUUCUCUCUGCGUACAGCUGACCAAUCACUUGCAGCGGCAUUGCGAGAAGAUCUUGGCUACGAGCGACAGAUUGGGCUUCCCUCAGCCCGUGAUGCCAAUGUCGAACGGUAGCGCGAGCGGUACGAGUUACGCUCACGCUACCAUACCGGCGAUAUGCCAGCCUACCGUUCACUCCGAUCACGGCUCGAGUUCGGGCGUGAGUUCCUUUGAAGAUCCUGAACGUCCUCAACGCCCGCUCGGUUCCGGUGCUUGCUGCAACGCCGGCAUUAUACUACCGCCCACGAUCGUCAGCGACGACAGUAACCACAGCAAUCAUUCUCAUAGCACGCCUCGCAGUGCGAGCAAUAGCUAUCGCCCUCAAAAUUACAAGUUCAAGAGCUCGAUCAAGCAGAGGUUCUCCGCCGAGAGGGUAAAGUCGAAUCUUUCUCUUUGCGCGAAUCCUGAAAAACAAGCAAAUUCGUCUCACGGCGUUCCGAUUUUCGCCCUUCACGAUGGCGGUGCUUUUUACGUUCCUCUGACCGUCGAGGCUUCUAUGCUGAGCCCUCACUUUGGUUUCAUUCCGGACAACGGACCGGACACGGUUCUUCAUCCGGUCACGAUAUCCGUCAAUUUCAAUCAACAAUCGACGCCACCGUCAGCGGCGAACCCGACCACGAUAACUACGAUGACGGCGACGGCGACGAUGACGAUGACGGCGACGACGACGAUGAAGACGACGACGACGACGACGGCGACCACGACGAUGACGAGUACAGGAAACGGAGCUGCACCGUGGUCCUCCAAUCAUAGUCCGAUUUAUUAGAUGUAAAAAUCCAUCGAGAGGAGAAACCCGAUUAUUUUUUCUUCGCCCGAUAUUUUUUUACCAUCCUUUCGAUGCGACAAAAGACUCUUUUACUUGCAGUUAUCUUUGAGAGAGUGAGAGAGUGUGAGAGAGAGAGAGAGAGAUAGAGAGAGGGAGAGAGGGAGGGGGAGAGAGAGAGAGAGAGAGAGAGAGAGAGGGAGGGGGAGGGAGAGAGAGAGCUGAGCGCUGCCUAUGUACCCAGAGAUAUCCAUGUACUACCCGCACGACUAGAUGCGCAUUGGCGCCUUUUCUCAACACGAACAAUUCGCUCGAUAAAUAUCGUCCAUUAGAAACAUUCCGGAGUAUUUGCGAAGCGUCCUACAUUUUUUCCUGCAUUCGGCGAAUAUUUCGACCACUUAUUCGUAUUUGCGAGAACUGUCCAAAAUGUACGCGGAAGAACGUAGCAUGACGACAAUUUUUAGGCACAAUAUUAAAUCCGAUAUCACGUACCUACUACAUAUAUAUAUAUAUAUAUUGUCAAGUACGAUAUGUACAUGCAUGAUAUGUGUGACAGGACUCCAUUUAUGGACGCAGAAAGAACCUUUUUUAAGCGGAAAAAUUCGCAUAUUUCGCGACUAAUAAAGUUUCGUUCAAUUUGAUAGAUGGAUCGGUCUUGGUGAAUAGUAGUAUUGCACAAAAGUAUUGCAUUUUAUCAUGUACAUGGAGAAAAAAGUUAUUUAUUCGAGAGAAAAGCGUAUUGUCUACUUCUAAGACAUACGUAACGUGUAUUGGUUUCGACGAAUGGAGUCCUCUUUAUUAUCAAUGUUGCUAUUAAUGUUACUAUUACUAUUAUUAGGAUUACGAUGACGAUGGUAAUAAUGAUGACGACGACGACGAUGACGACGAUGAUGAUGAUGAUUAUUAUUAUUAUCGUUGUUAUUGUUAUUGUUAUUGUUGUUAUUGCAACUAUUGUUAUUAUUAUAACGAUUAUUAUCAAUAGUAGUUAUCGAGCACAUUACGCAUCCACGCGCAGUAUAUCGAGAGGAAGUUUUCUUUCACUUAACGAUGCUGUGGGUUGCUUUAGCAUUUAUAAUCGUUCGAAAAAAUAAGCGAUUAGAGGUAGACGAGAUAAUUACGAGUAUUACGAAGAGAAUUUUCGGACCGCACUUUUGCUUCGGUGUGCCUUUCCUCUCGUCUUAUCAAAUUUAUUCUUCUCCAUUUUUUUAUUGUUCAUUUUGAAAGAUAUUUCUGUUUCCUUCGUCGAUCUUUUUUCUUCCAUCGACAAAGCCAUCUUAAGAAUCUUGAAAAGAGAAUUAACGACGGUACUCCGUGGGGAAACACAAACGAGUUGGUUGGCGAGUGCUUCUAACGCGUAGGCUAACAUUUGCCAAUCAGUAUUAUACCGCUCUUUUAUUAAUCAUUCUUUAUUCUUCACAUCGUUCGUCCUUCGCUCUCUGCAUCUUUUAUGUUUCCCUCUUCUUUAUUUCGUACUAAACGACGUAUCAGCGCGAAAGACGCGACAAAUUAUCGAGCGAAACAAGGAGGAGCGCUUCGUAUAUUUCAUCUUUCGUUAUCUUCAAUAAAAAUCGCGAUCGUUCAAGUAGCGAUCAUUAAUUAUUAUUAAUUAUUAAGAUCAUUUGAAAAACUGCAUUUGUGUAAAGUGGCUCGAAUAUCAAUCCGAUGUCAAUUAUUUAUAAAAAUUUAUAAAACAGUCGAAAUGAUUUCGUCCGAAAGUGCCUACAUAAUGUCGGGGUCGACAAAUAGAUAUAUGGAUACCGAUUAGUGCAUUACAAGUUACAUAAUCCCGUACGUAUAAUAUCAAAUGAAUAUUACUAUAUGAAUUAAAUAAAUGUGAAUGAAAAUGCCGUUUACCCGCGCAUAACUUGUGUCAUGUUCGAUCGCGAGAAGAUCGAGUCUGUUCGAUGUCUUACGAAACGGGUCUCAGCAACUAAAGACUGAAAAAGACCUGCAUUAUACUGAAUUUCUUGCUAGAUCGAUUUGUUGUAUAAAAUAUAUUUGUAUAUAAUGUCUGUAGUUGUAACUUUGUCAAAGAAUUUAUCGCAAAUAAAUUAUAUUUACCGUAAA
Vespula vulgaris is the source of this 9430-nucleotide messenger RNA. RefSeq names its product hairy/enhancer-of-split related with YRPW motif-like protein (gene cwo). NCBI's taxonomy places the organism in Eukaryota, Metazoa, Arthropoda, Insecta, Hymenoptera, Vespidae. The transcript is spliced from 4 exons. Gene Ontology annotation, biological process: regulation of circadian rhythm; regulation of transcription by RNA polymerase II; anterior/posterior pattern specification. Gene Ontology annotation, molecular function: RNA polymerase II cis-regulatory region sequence-specific DNA binding; protein dimerization activity; DNA-binding transcription factor activity, RNA polymerase II-specific. Gene Ontology annotation, cellular component: nucleus. The coding region runs from base 6215 to 7366 and encodes 383 amino acids. The record is from RefSeq and is a predicted model, not a curated record.